UCGGCACCACAGGGCCACACCUCUUCUCCUCGGAAAAAUGGCGGCGGCGGCGGAGGGGCUGGCGGCGUACCGGGCGGUGCUGCGGGCGGCGCGGCGGACGUUCACAGGCGACCAGCUGAUGCUCACCGAGUCGGCGGUGGAGAUCCGGCGCCGCUUCGAGGAGCACCGCAGCCUCGCCCCGGGAUCCGAGGACGCCGUCCGCGCCCUCUCCGACGCCCGCGAGGCCGCGCACUUCAUCACCAACAUGAUCGUCCAGGCUCAGCGCGCACCCUCCGGAUCCUUCGUUGUGAAACCUGAGAAGGCACAUGCUGGAGCUACACUUGAGAUUCCUUCCGAGGAGAUCCUUUCUCAGUUGAAAUAGGGGAGGAGUUUUGUAGCGUCUGCUGUACCAGCGUCACAACAGAGACUCACCAUGUCUAGGUUAUAGUUAAUAAGACCAGUUCCUGUCAUCAGUCUUAUCAUAUUAGUGGUCAACAGAAUAGUUACAGCACUUGUAUUCUUUUUUACGUGCAAGUCAACACAUUUGCCUACUCUGUUUUGAGAACUAUUUCUGCGUCACGUUACGUUAUCCAGGCAAGCCACUGGAACCAUGAAGCUUUUUUUCCUUAA
Molecule: messenger RNA, 609 nt
Organism: Lolium rigidum
Lineage: Eukaryota; Viridiplantae; Streptophyta; Magnoliopsida; Poales; Poaceae
Product: mitochondrial zinc maintenance protein 1, mitochondrial-like
Exons: 2
Coding region: 38-361 (107 amino acids)
Biological process (GO): mitochondrial respiratory chain complex III assembly
Source: RefSeq, a predicted model, not a curated record